This is a messenger RNA of Cajanus cajan (pigeon pea), 3140 nucleotides long. RefSeq names its product sister chromatid cohesion protein PDS5 homolog D. The record is from RefSeq and is a predicted model, not a curated record. Gene Ontology annotation, cellular component: chromatin; nucleus. Lineage: Eukaryota; Viridiplantae; Streptophyta; Magnoliopsida; Fabales; Fabaceae. Gene Ontology annotation, biological process: DNA repair; mitotic sister chromatid cohesion.
ACCGAAACUGAGUUCAUCAGCACUGUCUCCAACACUCAAAAAUUGACGUUAAAGUGCCAAUGCUGGAGAAAGGAAAUGACCCUUUUAAGUUUUUUUCUUGUUUUUUUAAGGUACCAAGUAACAGGAAGAAAAAAGAAGAGAAGAAAACAAAAAAAUCCUAGUACAGUGCAUACAUAGUUGUUUUCAAACUCAGGAACUGAACGGAGGGGUUAUUAAAAAUCAUUGAAGAUGAGUUCUCUUCCUGACACAGCGAAGAUGCUGAAGCGAGUGGGGAGGAAGCUUCUCCAGUCUCCCUCCGGUGAUGAUCUUCGAGAACUUCUUCAUAAAUUGGAGCUUCUAUUAUCAACUGUGGAUCAAGAUCCAGCCAAGCCAAUUCAAGAAUCACUUGUACCUUCAAUGAAGGCAUUGAUUUCCGAUGAACUUUUGAGGCACACAGAUGAUGAUGUUAAGCUUUCGGUUACAUCUUGCCUCACUGAGAUUACAAGAAUCACGGCGCCAGAUGUCCCUUAUGAUGAUGAACAAAUGAAGGAAAUCUUCAAGCUCACAGUGGCAUCUUUCAAGAAAUUGUCUCACAUAUCAGGCCAUGGCUAUGAAAAAGCACUUACCAUACUUGAUAAUGUCAAUAAGGUCAGAUUAUGCUUGGUCAUGCUGGACCUUGAGUGUAAUGACCUGGUUAUUGAAAUGUUUCAGCAAUUCUUGAGAUUUAUAAGGUCAAACCAUCCCUGUAAUGCAAUUCAUUCAAUGGAAACCAUAAUGACCCUGAUCUUGCAAGAAAGUGAGCAAAUUUCCUCAGAUCUUCUCAGACCUCUAUUGGAAAGUGCAGCCAAUGAAAAUCAGACUAUUUCACCUAUUUCUUGGACAAUGGCGGAAAAAAUAAUUAGCAAUUGUGCUAUCAAGCUCAAGCCUUUUCUCAUGAAGGCAGUGGAGUCCUCAGGCAGGGCUUUAAAUGAGUAUGCACAUAUAGUAGCUAGUAUUUGCCAGAAUGAGUCUGAUACCCCUAAAUGCGAUGAUUCAAAUUGUUCUAAGAAAACAAUGGUUCAUGAAGCUGAGAACAAGCUUGAUGUUCCUAAAGAUGCAGAGGAACAAUCAUGUGAUGCAACCAAGAGGCAAGAACCAGAUAUUACUGGUGAGAGAGAUGUCCAAAUCUUGGAUGCUACAAAGUCAAACGUAAGAAGUGCCAGUCCUUCUACUAUGAAUGACGAAGCUAUAAAAAUAUCUGGUUCAAAAAGGAAACCACAUUCUGAAAUUACGAAGAAUUCCAAAGCAGAAAAUGCCAAAGCCAAUUUGGAAACCGACAAUGCAGAGUCUGUUCAGGAACCAACAUCAGAAACUCAGCUGAAUACAGUACCAAAAAAGAGGGGCCGUAAGCCUAAUUCUCUAAUGAACGAAGAGGAAGGCUAUGACCACUCAUGGAUUUUUCGGGAAACAAAACCUGGGAAAUCAGCUCUAUCCAGAAAAGCUCGCAAUUGUAGUUCUGCUUUUCCGUCUUCUGAAAAACCUGUUUCCAGAAAGGAUAAGUUGCAUCAAAAGCCUAAAACUGUAAGUGAAGCUAUAGUUUCUAAGACAAAAAGUGAGAACAUAAAACCUGCCCAAUCCAUAAGGACUCACAAUAUUGGCAGUGAUUUUCCACCUAAUGAUAACCCUGCUUCCUUCAAGGAUGGUGUGAUGUCAAAGCCUGAAGAUACAAGCAAAGGUUGUGAAGCUUUAGCUUCUAAACCUAAAACUGAUGAGAAUACUGAUGCUGCUCCUUCUUUAAAUAAUAAAAUUCCUGAUGGAUGUUGCAUCAAUCAAGAUGUUCACUCUAAUUCUGUGUCAAUGUUAAAGGAAGACAACUUGAAUCCUCUGCCCGAGGAUACUUCUUUGGAUUCCCCAGCAGUUAGGUUGGAAAAGGAAUCUGAAGUAAGGAAGGAUUCUGAACUAAAACCUGCUAAGAAAAUCAAACUUUCUAUAAAGUUUGGUGGGAAAACUGCUGUGGCUUCAGAUACGGUAGUUGCUAAGAUGGAACCUAAUGUUUCUUGUGGAGAUGAGGGGAAACAUGAGUCAUCUAUGAAUGUUGAGCUAGAAAAUAAAGAAGAGGGAACAUCAUCUGCUCAAACAGUUAUUAAGAAAAGGAGGAGGGGAGAUGCUACUUCUAAUAAGGGUCUCAACAAAUCAUCCGUUGUGAAGGAGCUGAUUGCUGAAUCUGCAAGUAAAACAUUAAGUGGCUUCAAGGAAACCCCACAAACAAAGCGGAGGGGAAGACACAUUACUUUGAGUGCAAAGGCAUCUCAAUCUUAUGAUGGUAACCCAUUGGUUGGUAGUAGGAUCAAGGUUUGGUGGCCGAAGGAUAAAAAGUUUUACGAAGGCGUUAUCAAUUCUUUUAAUCCUAUCAAAGGAAAGCACAAGAUUUUGUAUACUGAUGGUGAUAUUGAAGUGUUGAACCUCAGAAAACAGCGCUGGCAACUAGUUUCUGUUGAUGAUUCAUUAAAUGAGGAAGGACUUCCACUUCAGAAGGUUGCAGAAGCAUCAAACAUAUCAGAAAAAGGCACAGAAAAAUCCAAAUUGGAGUCGGCCAAGGGUGCAAAUAUCAAUUCUCAGUCCAGGGGAAGAGCUUCUGCCCGCAACUUCAAAUCUGAAUCUGCAGAAUCUGCUGCCAAAUCUGUGGAUACUUCUGCUGUUAACAGAUAUGCUUUGGCUGAUGAAUCCAUUGAUGACUCUGCAAGGAAGCCUAAAACCAAAAGAAUGAAAACUGGUUCAGACACAAAAAAGAACAAACUUAGGACUGAGGACCUUGAAAAGGAAAAAAGUGUAAGUGGCUUGAAUUCUGCUGUAGGAAAUGUGUCUAGAAAAUGAACAAGGGCAUGUAAGAAGGUGUGCCUCAAUGCAAUGAAGCUGUGCAGUGUUUACUAGUUGGCUCUAAAGCUUGUAAAUUUGACUUACCAUAGGGAUUAUCAGUUUAGUCUGUUUUGUUGCAUAGUUUAUGUCAAGAACCCUGCAGAUUGGUCAGUCUUUAGCAUGGCUUUAUAUAUUAUGGUAUCUUAGAGCAACUCCAGUGCUGGAGUGCUUAAAAGAUUUUAAACCAAUUUUUGUAGAUCCUACGGAGCCACGUAAUAUUUAAGAACUUCAACAAAAUUUUACUCCAAUGCUUAUGUUCUUAUGGG